Messenger RNA from Strongylocentrotus purpuratus (purple sea urchin), 2032 nucleotides. RefSeq names its product uronyl 2-sulfotransferase. Gene Ontology annotation, cellular component: membrane. The transcript is spliced from 8 exons. Gene Ontology annotation, molecular function: sulfotransferase activity. The coding region runs from base 229 to 1629 and encodes 466 amino acids. The record is from RefSeq and is a predicted model, not a curated record. NCBI's taxonomy places the organism in Eukaryota, Metazoa, Echinodermata, Echinoidea, Camarodonta, Strongylocentrotidae.
UUCUGCGUAUAUACGUGGAUGAGGAAAGUUUGACCGUGAACACAGUUAUACAGUGCCUCUUGCUGAAAUUUGCUGAGUGGUAGAAUCCAGACAACCACAUUCUAGAUAUGAGUAAUUUACCCGGACACUGGAUUUUAAUUAGUUUACAUCUGUGAUGUACUGCAUACGAGGACAGUGAGCUAUCUCUGUGGAAGUUUGCCAUAAAUGGGAGGUAGAAACUAGCGCGAAAUGUUUCGCAGAAGACCGACUGUGUAUACUUUGCUUCUUCUGUUUGCACUUGCGCUCGUCUUUCUAUUGGUCGCACUGUACAAUGAUAGAACAACAGACGAUCGCCAUGGUCCGAUAAUUCACAAUGAUGGAGUCUUGAAUAUUCAGCAGAAAGUUUUAAAGUUUGAACUGCGAUCAAAGAAAGGACAAAGGCCCAGUAAUGACAAACCAAGCAAGACACUACAUGCAAGCAACGGCAGUGAAGACUCCUACCUCGCGUCAUCCAGCAACUUCUCGGACGAUGAGGUCAAAGAGCGUCCCAGCGACCUCACCGGGGACAACGCAGGAGAGGUUAGGGUAUCCUCGGACGACGACCCACAGGAGUCCGAGGACGAUGUCGACGACGACGAGGAGGGCCAGGUUGAUGCCGCCCCGAAUCAUUUAAGAGUGCUCAAUGCACAAGCCAGAACUAAGAAGCUGCAGGCAGAUGAAAAGCCAAUGGAGGAAGAGAAGGCAGGACAACUUAAAAGAGAAAUGGGACUAAAGAGACGUUUCUGGCAUGAAUGGGACGAAUAUGAUAAAACAGCAUGGAAGACGUUGCCGUUGGUAACCGGUUUAGAAGAGCCAGAGAUGCAGACGGGCGAUGCAAUUUUUUACAACAGAGUGGGAAAGUGCGGCAGCCGAUCGGUCAUUGCAGUUCUGAGACUGUUGGCUCUGAAGAACCGGUUUCACUUGGUGUCUUCCUUAACGUACAAUGCAACAAAACUAGUUCCAGAGUAUGAGAAAAUGAUGGUAACAGUUUUAAGCCAAAUACAAAAACCUUACCUUUUCCAGAGGCAUGUCUACUUCAUAGAUUUCCGCAGAUACGGUGUAAAGCAACCAAAGUAUAUCAACAUAAUCCGGGACCCCUUAUCGCGGAUGGUAUCGCACUACUAUUUCCAGCGCUUUGGAGAUGGUAAGAGUUCUAGGAAUUAUUCAGGAAAAGACAAGUAUCAGACAUUUGAUGCGUGUGUCCUGAAUCUGAAGAAAGAGUGCUUUGGGGGAAGAACUUUUUACAUCAUUCCAUAUUUCUGUGGACAGGAUCCAAGAUGCAGGGAUCCUUCUACUUGGGCUUUGAAUGAAGCAAAGCAGAACGUGCAAGAUCACUUUGUGGCUGUGGGACUCCUGGAGGAACUCGAGGAUACCUUCAGGGUCUUUGAGACAGUACUCCCAGAUGCCUUUGAAGGUGCCUUGGACAUCUACAGAAAUAUAGUAUCAGGAGAGGUAGGUAAAAACCUCUCGGUCAUGGUCACCAAGCACAAGGUUCAACCCUCCCCAGAGGUUGCCCGGAUCAUGAAAGACUACAUGAGAUUGGAAUAUAUCUUCUAUGAGUUUAUCAAAACAAGAUUUCAUACACUAAAGAGGGAACUUGGUAUUUCGUAGUCCAUUUGAUGUACAUCUAGGUCAUAUUUUCUUUUUUUCUUUUAUCAAAAUUGUAAGAUUUUAAAGAUUUGAAAGUGUAUUAUUGUCAAAACGAGAUUUCAUACGCCAAAGAGGGAACUUGGUAUUUCGUAGUCCAGUUUGAUGUACAUCUAGGUCAUAUUUUCUUUUUUUUCUAUAUCAAAAUUGUAAGAUUUUAAAGAUUAUAAUUGGAAUACAUCUUCUAAGAGUCUGUCAAAACAAGAUUUCAUAUGCAAAAGAGGUAACUUGGUAUGUUGUAGUCCAGAACAUUUAUCAAAGUUGUUCAAGUCUGAGUUGGAACUGGAAAAGGUUUCAGGUGUUUCAAACAAGAGAGAUUUCAUAUGGUAAAGAGGGACACAAGUAUUGUGUUCAUUUUGGUUGUGGG